Rotaria sp. Silwood1 is the source of this 381-nucleotide messenger RNA. Lineage: Eukaryota; Metazoa; Rotifera; Eurotatoria; Philodinida; Philodinidae. The record is from the annotation of a GenBank genome assembly.
AUGGUUCUAGAAAAAGAAAUAAAAUAUAAAUUAAUACCUGAAGCUAUGAAAAAAUUAAGGAAUGAACAUGAUAAACUAGUGGUAAUUAUGUCUCAGCCAUUUAAGGCGGGUACAAUAAAGCAAACAGAUAAUGUACGCUUAGAUGAUCAAAAUUUUACUGGAAAUAGUGACUAUAUUAAUUUUCAAGUGCAAAUAGAUGGACAGAGAUAUAAACAUCAACAUAGUGGUAAUGAAUCUACAACUGUCACACAUAUUUUAGUGUCAAGACCACUAAAAGAUUCUGAUGCUGUUUAUCAUUAUAGCUCAAGAGAAAUUGCUAAGGACCUUCUUCAUAGUUUAAAUAAUGGAAAAACAGUAAAAUUACUUGCAGAAAAUCUUUAA